Molecule: messenger RNA, 2757 nt
Organism: Microthlaspi erraticum
Lineage: Eukaryota; Viridiplantae; Streptophyta; Magnoliopsida; Brassicales; Brassicaceae
Source: the annotation of a GenBank genome assembly
AUGGAAGGGAAGGUGUUCUUGUGCCAAUACUUGAUAUGGGUUAUGUUACUGUUGGGGCAGCUACAUGGAUACAAAAGCUGUAUUAAGAAAGAAAGGGAAGCUUUAUUGGAGCUCAAGAACUACAUAGCUUCAAUUUCUAAAGAAUAUCCCGACUCUAUUUUCCCUGCUUGGACAAAUGACACAAAGAGCGACUGCUGCCGGUGGGAAGAAAUUACGUGCAACCGUACAAGCGGACGGGUGACCGAGAUUGCCUUUGGCACACUUAACCUCGAAGAGAGCUUACUCCUAAAUCUUUCUUUGCUUCAUCCCUUUGAAGAUGUUCGAAUUCUGAACUUUUCCAAGUCAAGAUUCAGUUACUUAUACAACGAGGAGAAAGUGUUCAAUGUAGAGAUAAACAACCAAUUCAAUGGUUUCUUUGAUGAUGUUGAAGGUUAUAAAAGCUUAAGGAGGUUAAGAAACCUGGAAAUUCUAGAUCUCUCUUAUAAUAAUUUCAACAACAGCAUCAUUCCUUUUCUUAAUGCCGCUACAUCACUUACAACUCUAUUUCUUCGAGAUAACUACAUGGAUGGCCCUUUUCCUGCUAAAGAACUUGGAGAUUUGAAAAACUUGGAACUUUUGGACCUUAGUAUAAACAGAUUCAAUGGCACCAUACCAACACAAGGGAUUUGCAAAUUGAAGAACAUGCAGGAGCUUGAUUUAAGUCGAAAUAAACUUGUAGGUGAGCUUCCAACAUGUUUAACUGGCUUGACUGAACUUCGAGUUCUUGAUCUCUCAUCAAACCAGUUGGCUGGAAACAUACCAUCCGCUCUUGGUAGCCUUGAAUCGCUUGAGUACUUAUCGUUGUUUGAUAACAACUUCGAAGGAUUCUUCUUACUUGGUUCGCUCUCAAACCUCACAGAGCUUAGGGUGUUAAAACUUGGUUCAAACUCCAACUCACUUCAAGUAGUGUCUGAAGAUUCUUGGAAGCCAAGGUUUCAGCUGAAUGCUAUUAUACUAGGAUCUUGCAACUUGGACAAGAUUCCUCAGUUUCUCCAACAACAGAAAGGUUUGCGCCUAGUUGUUCUCUCCGAUAAUAAAAUUGCAGGGAAUUUUCCUUAUUGGUUGUUGGAAAACAAUACGGAACUCAAAGUUUUGCAUCUGCAAAAUAAUUAUCUCACAAGCUUCCAGCUACCAAAAUCUACUCAUAAUCUGUCUUUCCUUGACGUGUCAAGUAACGAAUUCAGUCAUCUGUUUCCUGAGAACAUUGGGUGGAUACUUCCUCAGUUAAGUUCUUUGAAUAUAUCAAGCAACGGUUUUCAAGGAAAUCUGCCAUCUCUAAAAGACAUGAAAGAGAUUGCAUUUCUUGAUCUAUCUUACAACAGUUUCCAAGGGAAGAUACCAAAAGGGUUUUUAACGGAUUGUGAUGGGCUGUUUACAGGAGAGAUUGGCCAAGGUUUUCGGAGGUUGCAAGACAUGUGGUUGCUUGACAUGUCCAACAAUAGUCUCUCUGGUGUUAUACCAAGUUGGAUUGGCGAACUUCCAUUGUUAACUACGCUACUGCUUUCAAACAACUCAUUGGAAGGUGAAAUACCUAUUUCGUUGUUCAACACGUCAACUCUUAGUCUCCUUGACCUCUCUGCAAACAGGUUAUCUGGAGAGAUACCUCCACACGUCAAAUCCUCAAAUCAUUUAAGGUUACUUUUGCAAGAUAAUAAUCUGUCAGGAGUUAUUCCAGAUACAUUGCUAAUGAAUGUCUCUGUACUUGAUCUGAGAAACAACAGAUUGUCUGGGAACAUUCCAAAGUUCAUCGACACCAAAGGCAUUGGUAUUCUUCUUCUCCGGGGAAAUAAUUUAACAGGUCGUAUUCCUCACCAGUUGUGUGGCCUCACCAAAAUCCGCCUUCUUGAUCUUGCCAAGAACAGGCUAAAUGGAUCUAUACCUUCAUGUCUUAGCAAUACGUCACUUGGUUUGGGAAAGGAUGCAUCAUAUUAUGUUGAUAUCAAUUUCGAUGGAAGUUUUUAUAGCUUCGAGCUUGGCCACAAUCUUGAACAGGAUUCCACUUUCAGAAAAACUGUUGGUAGAAAUUUCAAAUCACUUCUUGUGCUUGACCCUUUUCCUUUGGGCUACAUGGAAAAACACACCCGGACGAAAAUUGAGUUUGCAACAAAGCACCGAUACGAUACCUACAUGGGUGGAAAUCUCAAGUUAUUGUUUGGAAUGGAUCUCUCGGAUAACGAGCUGAGCGGUGAGAUCCCAUUUGGGCUGGGAGAUCUUCUGAAACUACAAGCUCUCAAUCUUUCUCACAACAGGUUAUCAGGCGUCAUACCAGCGAGCUUUUCAGGUCUGAAGAAUAUGGAAAGCCUUGAUCUGUCCUUCAACAGUUUACAAGGUCAGAUCCCAUCACGACUUGCAGAGCUGAGCUACCUAGGUACCUUCAAUGUCUCGUUCAACAACUUAUCCGGAGUCAUUCCACAUGGAAAGCAGUUUAACACAUUUGAUACGCAAAGCUACUUAGGUAAUCCUCUUCUCUGUGGACAACCAACCAACAAAAGCUGCCACCAGAGCAGUAAGAACUUUCAAGAACAAGACAAUGAUGGAGUUGAAGCUGAUGAUGAAUCCCCAAUCGACAUGGUUUCUUUCUACUGGAGUGCUUCUGCAGCCUAUGUCACAAUACUUGUUGGCUUAUUCGCAUCUCUCUCUUUUGAUUCCCCUUGGAGCAGAUUUUGGUUCUACAUGGUUGAUGCCUUCAUCCACAAGGCAAGGAAUUUGUUUUGGUGA